This is a messenger RNA of Peromyscus maniculatus bairdii (prairie deer mouse), 2048 nucleotides long. The record is from RefSeq and is a predicted model, not a curated record. NCBI's taxonomy places the organism in Eukaryota, Metazoa, Chordata, Mammalia, Rodentia, Cricetidae.
GAGGCUAAGGGUGACUGACUGCCCAGCGCCGGGUUCUCUGCAGCGUGACUUGACUUUCGGGCGGCUGGCGAGGAUGCUAAUCCACAGGGUUCCUGAGCCCAGCAUCCCUCCCUCCACUGUGAGGCUCGAAUCCGCUAUUUCAAACAAAUCUGGGUUCUGCCCUGAGGGUGGCGCAAUGACAGGAGCCACCAGGUGACCCUGGUAACUCAUGCACCUAGGUUUCCUACAACGUGUCUGACGUGUCUCCACUCGAGGAUUUAGAGUCCAUCCAUACGGCAGCAUGUUCAACUUCAUUCCUCAUUGUGGGUGAAUAAUACACCAGUGCUGUUUCAGUUUUUAAAACAGAGUCUCACUGUUCAGCCCAGGCUAGCUCAAACUGGCUGCAACCCUCCUGCCUCACUCAGCACCGUCAGUACUGGGAUCACAGUUGUGGCCUUCUUGGUGGCCUUCAAUCAGAACAAGGCCCUCAUCGGUGACCAGGGCCUGCUACCCUGCAGACUGUACCUGAAGAAUGUCCAGCAGUACUUCCAGGGCAGGAUCGACUUGGGUGCCUGGAGCUAUGCUCCGACCAUCAUGUGGCUGUUGGACUGGUCAAACAUGAACUUCAACCUGGACCUUCUUGCUCUUCUCGGGCUGGGCCUCUCAUCCUUUGUCCUGGUGACUGGCUGUGCCAACAUGAUACUCAUGGCUUCCCUCUGGGCCCUCUACAUGUCCCUGGUCAACGUAGGGCAGAUCUGGUAUUCUUUUGGAUGGGAGUCACAGCUGCUGGAAACAGGAUUCCUGGGAAUCUUUCUGUGCCCUCUCUGGACGCUGUCCCGCCUCCCUAAGCACACCCCCACAUCCCGAAUUGUCCUGUGGGGCUUCCGCUGGCUGAUCUUCAGGAUCAUGCUUGGAGCGGGCCUAAUCAAGAUCCGCGGGGACAAGUGCUGGCUGGACCUGACCUGCAUGGACUUCCACUAUGAGACUCAGCCCGUGCCCAACCCGAUGGCCUACUACCUGCACAGGUCACCCUGGUGGUUCCAUCACUUUGAGACCCUCAGCAACCACUUCCUAGAACUCCUCGUGCCUUUCUUCCUGUUCCUCGGGCGCCGGAUGUGCAUUCUUCACGGGGUGCUGCAGAUCCUCUUCCAGGGAGGGAACAUCUGGAUGCUAGAUUGUAUAGAAUGGUGUCCUGAUGGAGCGGGCCGCAUAGAGACUGAGAGGAUGGUGAUCCUCAUCAUCAGUGGGAACCUGAGCUUCCUGAACUGGCUCACCAUCGUGCCCAGCCUCGCCUGUUUCGACGAUGCAGCUUUGGGAUUCCUGUUUCCCUCAGGACCUCGAGGCCUAAAGCACCAAGUCCUGGAGAUGCAAAAGGAAGAAACAGGAGGGGUCCAGCCCAAACCAAGAUAUGGCUGCACGGUGCGGCGAGUGGUCCACAUCUCCCUGGGCGUCCUGGUGGCCUGGCUCAGCGUCCCCGUGGUCAUCAACCUCCUAAGCUCCAGACAGGUCAUGAACACCUCCUUCAAUCCACUCCGGAUCGUCAACACCUACGGGGCAUUUGGAAGUAUCACCAAGGAACGGACUGAGGUGAUCCUACAGGGCACAGCCAGUCCUAACGCCAGUGCGCCCGAUGCAGUAUGGGAAGAUUAUGAGUUCAAGUGCAAGCCAGGUGACCCCUGGAGGCGGCCAUGCCUUCUCUCUCCAUACCACUACCGCCUGGACUGGCUAAUGUGGUUCGCAGCUUUUCAGACCUAUGAACAGAAUGAGUGGAUCAUCCACCUGGCGGGUAAGCUCCUAGCUGGUGACGCCGAGGCCCUGUCCCUCCUUGCCCUCAACCCCUUUGAGGGCAGGGCACCCCCCAGGUGGAUCCGUGGAGAACAUUACCGCUACCGGUUCAGCCUCCCCAGUGGCAAGCACGCUGCCCAGGGCAAGUGGUGGGUACGCAAGCGCAUUGGCCCCUACUUCCCCCCACUCCGCCUUCAGGAUUUGAAGGACUACUUUAGGACUCGGGAGUGGCCGCUGCCGAAGCCCCAUCCAGACAACACCCUGAAAUAAAGACCAGAGACUAA